AUGACUGCUGUCAUUCAGCACCCCAAGUUGGGAUGCAUCAGAGGGAGAGACGACGGUGAUGUUGUGCAGUGUCUGGGACUCAAGUAUGCCACUCUAAGCGACCGGUUUGCAACAGCAGUCCUCUUUGACGAGAAGGCGGCGGGAGAGAUCCAGGCCACCGAACCCGGCCCGGGCGUUAUUUCUCUGCCGGAAGGUUGUGUCUUGGAACAGGGUCUCAUUCAACAAUCUCUGCCAGUGAACGACUUGUCGUUUUCCGAGCUCCACGGCCUUAACCUGAACAUUACAAUUCCCAAAGGAAGCAGAACGAACUUGCCGGUAUUCGCUUUUAUUCAUGGCGGUGGGUUUGGUAUGGGUUCAAAUGCCUGGCCUCAAUACGACCUUAAGAACAUUGUACGCCUUUCUCUGAAGAAUGGAACGCCCGUGCUGGGCAUAAAUAUCAACUAUCGUCUAGGUGUUCUUGGGUAUCUGACUUCUCAGGAGCUCCGGGAAGCCGGAUAUGAAAGCAACAACGGAAUCCGAGAUCAGCGCAUUGCCUUCGAGUGGAUUCGAACACAUGCGCCUGGGUUCGGAGGAGACCCGGGCAAUGUCACCGUUGUUGGCGAGAGUGCAGGUGCCAUAUCGUGUAGCUUGCAUCUCCAAUCCCACGAGGAGCUCUUUCAAAGAGCGAUGAUCAUGUCCGGAACAUUCUUUCUUUUCAAACCCCUUCCACUCCCUGUAGCGGAGGUUGCAUAUCAGUCAACACUAAAGGCUUUAGGUCUGGACCAAUUGGCUCCACCAGAGCGCUUAAAAGCUUUGCUCCAAGUUCCCACGGAACAGCUAUACGCCAGCAUCCAGCCUGAAAUACCACUUUUUCCAGUGGCCGAUGGACACUUGGUGCAUCGUGUACCGACAUUUGGCCAGAUUGCCACGCAGGACUCGAGCUUCCUGCCUGGGAAGUUUUGGACCCAGGGUAUCAUGAUUGGUGAUUGCCAAUUUGAUGCCAGCAUAUUCGCGAUCUUGCUCGGACCACGACGGAAAGGAAUCGCAGAGGCUUUCGAAACGUCGAUUCAAACCAGUCUCCAAGAUCACCAGGGACUAGCUGAUGCCAUACUCAACAGUUAUGGCAUUCGGACAGCUCGAUCUGACGAGGAAGCCAUGUCCGGCAUUCUCAAGUUUAUUAACGAUAUUGCAUUCGACGCACCACUGAAGGCAUUUUGUGAGGGUUGGCCUGAAGGGAAAGCAUUUGUAUACUGUUUCAAUGUCGGUAAUCCCUGGGAAGGUCCUGGGAAAGGUCAAGCCACCCACAUACUGGACAUUGCGUUCUUAUUUCAAAACUACAAUGACUUUUUGACGACAGAGCAGAAGGCGGUGGCAGAGCAGUUUGGAAGCCACUUCAUCUCAUUCAUCUGUGGUGAAGCCCCGUUCCCAUCUCACGUACCUGGGAAAGGUGGGGCAAUGGUAUAUGGCAGUCCUAGUGAAGCAACAGAAUUUGUUCUGAGUGAUCGCCCUGAGGAUGUUGGCAGACGGAGCAUCAUCUCCUCCAUCGCGACUGAAUACGGAAUGCCUGAUACAGCGCUCGAUGCCAUGUCGGCGGCGUUGGAUAGAUUCGUGGCUGGAUAUUGA
This is a messenger RNA of Cladophialophora psammophila CBS 110553, 1602 nucleotides long. RefSeq lists its product as uncharacterized. The transcript has 5 exons. The coding region runs from base 1 to 1602 and encodes 533 amino acids. Lineage: Eukaryota; Fungi; Ascomycota; Eurotiomycetes; Chaetothyriales; Herpotrichiellaceae. The record is from RefSeq and is a predicted model, not a curated record.